This is a messenger RNA of Cylicostephanus goldi, 507 nucleotides long. The record is from the annotation of a GenBank genome assembly. NCBI's taxonomy places the organism in Eukaryota, Metazoa, Nematoda, Chromadorea, Rhabditida, Strongylidae.
GCCUUGUCGCAGCUCCCGGCUUCAUUGUCGGGUACCGUAACCACUCGUUUUCAGAUGCACUUGGGUGUAUACCUGGCUCUGGUAGCCACCGCUUGCUACGCACUAGAUCGCAAUGUCGGCUACCUUAUGUCCAGAGAUCUCAAUGACGCUGCUAAUGGACGGCUAAGGUGCUAUGUAGGUAUUGUCACCACCUAUAACAACACAUCGAUUGGAACAGAAGUUUUCUGUGAUGGAUCUUGCGGUUCGAUAUCAACGCAAGCCGGAGGGUACAAUUUCACCACCUACAACUGUUUCCCGACGAGCUUCUGCGACAUGGCAAAUUUGACAAACACUUGCGCUCAGAUUUACGUAGAUCGAGAUCUGUCAGGAUGUUGCUGUAACACGGAUAAUUGCAACGUACAAGGCACCAACAUUAACACCACCAUUCCGAUCGCUCCACCAGAAGAGCCGAUUGCUUGCUACUCGGGAAUUUCCAUCAACAACGUUACCACAGCUGGUUCCGAGUAA